Molecule: messenger RNA, 10267 nt
Organism: Bombyx mori (domestic silkworm)
Lineage: Eukaryota; Metazoa; Arthropoda; Insecta; Lepidoptera; Bombycidae
Product: multidrug resistance-associated protein 1
Exons: 24
Coding region: 1546-6027 (1493 amino acids)
Biological process (GO): transmembrane transport
Cellular component (GO): membrane
Molecular function (GO): ABC-type transporter activity; ATP binding; ATP hydrolysis activity
Source: RefSeq, a predicted model, not a curated record
AACCAACAUAUGAAUUUUUAGAACUUAAUCUAACUAGUAGGUACCUUUAAUAGGCCAAUUGGCUACAGGGCGUACUUUGCCUAUCGCUGCCGAUCGUUCAACUAGUGUAAAUACCAAGUAGUAACCCAGUAAAUAGUGAACAAAACAAAAUUAGGGCUACCUAUUUUUAAAUACGACGAGUACAUGUCGCUUCGUAAACAUAAGACACACAACGGUUUUUCUGUUAUUGACAAUACAGUAACCAAUUUUUUGACCAGUCCAGUGAAUAACGAGCUUUAACGUUUAGAUUAAACACUCAUUUAAAUACAUAUAAACUAAUAUCUACAGCAUUUGUGCUUAUUUAUCUAAAAAAAAUGUCAGGCAUAUUAAUUUAAAACGAUUGUCGAUACAUGUUUUCACUUAGGUAUCUUUAUAUCUUUUCAUUAUAAAUUUGUUACUGUACUUACUGUCUAAGAUUUUGUGGUCAUUUUCUUGUAUCUUAUACAUUGUGUAUUCAAUCAAUAAUUAAAUAUGACAAAGUUAUUAAAAGUUUAAAUUUUCAUAAUUACUUUGUAAGUAUACCUAAUUUGCAACAUGCGAGUCCUCGCAAUUGAUGAAUGAACCUAGAGAUAGUCUGAUAGUGUCAAUGAGAUAUCAUGCAAUCCACCUGGUCAUCGUUCUCGUCGAACCCGUCGCUUGUAACGAAGGGCUCGGCGAGUAAAUUGACCCACAGUUAGGUAUAGCCCACUGAGUUUCUCGCCGGAUCUUCUCAGUGGGUCGCGUUUCCGAUCCGGUGGUAGAUUCAGCAAAGCACUGCUCUUGCUAGGGCUAGUGUUAGCAACGUCGUCAGGUUUGAACUCCUGCUUGUUAGGGUUACGCUGAAAUGGCCUCUCAAGGCCAUCAGCUUAGGAAAAAAAAUGUGAUCCACAAGUAGGUACCUAAGUACGUAAUCAUUAAAAAUGCGGUUAGCCGAAAAUUAAUGAAAUCAGAAUUAAUUAAAAAUAAAGGUGAAUGAAUAGAAACAACGAAAACCAACUAAAUAAACUAAUUUGUUCUUAUUCAGUAAGCUCUCAGAUUGAUGAAUAAACCACUCUAAUGAAUAUUUUAAAGAUGAUACCACCAUCGUUCGGAUAUGUAGGCAGGCUAUUUUAGAUCAGAGCGAACUGUUUAAAUUAUUAUUAUACACCAUCUAACUCCAUCCAGAGCAAAUUCACAUUUCAUUUUGGCAUUCUAAUGUCAAGUCUUGUCGCUAAGAGCUAUUUAUCAAUGUAGAAUAUUUGAGUUCGAAGUUGUUUGCUUGGUUUAAAGGUGAUUGCGCUGUGAACAUCAACAAUAACAAAAUAACACGGCACACACUUAAUCCAGUUAAUUUAAAUGAAUAACUUUUUUUUGCGUAAAUUCUAAGAAAAAUAUUUAUUGAAAUGAUUAAGGCAAAUUCACGGCAAUCGUGAGCAUUCAGUUUUAUUUUCACAGUGGCGGUGGUCUGACGUGUUGUGACGUUGCAAAAAUUCUCGCAUUCAAAGUUACGAAAUAAUUUCACAACCUUCUUUAAGUGAUUGUUGCACUAUGAAUUCAACGAACAAUGUUUCCGACGAAUGUAACCGUACUAACGAGAUGUUACAUUUUCAAAGCACCGUGUUAAUAUGGAGUCCAUACGUCUACCUCUGGUUGGCUACAGCAUUUGAAGUUUAUUACUUCAUGACGAGCCGCGAAAAAAACAUACCGUGGACAGUAUUAAACAUUACCAAGCUGGUUAUGAUAACGCUUCUUGUCAUUUUAAAGUGUGUGGAUUUCGGAAUGACCAUAUACUUCCGGUUGCCGCAAACAUUGGCUUUCCAACACAUCAUGAAAAUAUUGACGUUUACGUUGUCAGCAAGCUUAGUAUGGCUUAACAAAAAACAUGGAAUGCGAGCUUCCGGCGUACUGUUUUUCUUCUGGUUACUGUUAGCUGUCAUCGAAGUACCCAGGCUGUGGUGCAAAGCAUUGGAAUUGAAAAUGAACUUCGUAAACGGAAUACAAUACGGAUUUAUUAGUCUUGCUAUCCAUUACGGACUGAUAGUAUUAUUGUUAAUAUUGAAUUGUUUCGCUGACGCAGCGCCACGUGAUUCCGUGUACACGGAUUCUCAGAACCAAUGUCCCGAAAGAUCUGCUGGUUUUCUAAGUCGUCUAACCUUCAGUUGGUUCGAUUCUUUAGUACUAAAAGGAUAUCGUAAGGAAUUUGAAGAAGGCGAUGUGUGGGAUUUGAAUUAUCAAGAAUCUUCUUCAGAAGUCGUACCAAGAUUUAAGAAAUACUGGGAACAACCGGCAAAUAGACGUAACUCAUCAACAAAACACAUAAAAGCAAAAUUUCGAAGAAGAUCAACUGAUAGAACCAUGAAAACUAAUACUAAAAAUCGAACUGUGUCAAUAUUACCAGCUCUUUGCUUUGCCUUCGGAGGACAGUUCAUGUUUGGGACAUUCCUGAAACUGCUGAGUGAUAUUUCCAUUUUUUUAUCACCACAACUGCUCAAGCUUCUUAUAGGGUUUAUAAGCAGCGAUGAGCCAACAUGGAGGGGCUACUUAUAUUCUUUCCUGUUCUUUGGUUGUGCCGCUCUUGAAACAACGCUGUUGAGUCAUUACACUUUGAAAAUGAACAUUGUCGGAAUGAGGAUAAGAACAGCAUUAACGAACGCUAUUUACCAAAUGGCUCUUCGCAUGAACAAUACGACGCGGAAGCAGUCGACAGUUGGUGAAAUUAUUAAUCUGAUGUCCGUGGAUGCCCAAAGAUUCGUCAGUUUGACAAGCACAUUAAACAUGAUUUGGUCUGCGCCUUUUCAGAUUGUGCUUGCUAUUUAUUUUUUGUGGGGCGUACUAGGUCCUUCUGUUCUCGCCGGAUUGGCGGUUAUGAUUCUUUUAAUUCCAAUGAACGGUUUCAUUGCUCGUAUGGAAGAGAAACUGGAAAUCAGAUUAAUGAAAUUCAAAGAUAACAGAAUUAAAAUCAUGAAUGAGGUGUUGAACGGAAUUAAGGUCCUAAAAAUGUAUGCUUGGGAAUUAAGUUUUCAAGGACAGAUUGACCAAGUGAGAAAUAAAGAACUUAAUAUACUGAAGAAAGUGAUUUACUUAGAUUCCCUGACGUCAUUAACGUGGUCUGCGACACCAUUUCUGGUUUCACUCACGUCUUUUGGGUGUUUUAUUUUAGUAAAUGAUUCGGAGAGUUUGGAUUCAAAGAAAUUAUUUGUGGCCUUAUCUCUAUUCAACAUAUUACGUUAUCCAUUAAUGAUGCUGCCAAACACAAUAUCAAAUAUCGUUCAAACUUCCGUUAGCAUAAAACGUUUAAAUAAAUUUUUGAAUUCAACGGUUUUAGAUUUAGAAUCAAUCGAACAUGACCCUCAAUAUUCCUAUCCGAUAACUGUGGAAAACGGACACUUCUCGUGGGAAGGUCAAGAUUCUAGUACGGUGUUGAGAAAUAUAAAUUUGCGUGUGCCCCGAGGUUCUUUGGUGGCAAUAGUCGGUGCUGUGGGCGCCGGGAAGAGCUCGUUACUGUCCGCACUUUUGGGCGAGAUGACUAAGGUGUCGGGACGUGUCAACGUUCACGGUACAAUAGCAUACGUGUCACAAGAGCCAUGGAUACAGAAUGCCACAUUGAAAGAUAACAUUCUCUUCGGGAAGCCGUUUAAUAAAUACAAAUAUAAGAAUGUACUAAACGCCUGUACUCUUGUGCAAGACUUGGAAAUAUUUCCCGGAGGAGAUCUAACUGAGAUAGGUGAAAAAGGUAUAAACUUAUCGGGCGGUCAGAAGCAGCGCGUGUCGCUGGCGCGCGCCGUGUACCACGAGGCGGACAACUACCUGCUGGACGACCCGCUCAGCGCCGUGGACUCGCACGUCGGCAAGCACAUCUUCGACAAGGUCAUCGGGCCCGCCGGCCUGCUCAAGGACAGGACGCGCGUCUGGGUCACGCACAACGUGUCCUACCUCGCGCAGACCGACCUGGUCGUCGUGCUGCGCGACGGACAGGUCUCCGAGGCCGGCUCCUACCAGCACCUGCUCGAGAAGAAGGGCGCCUUUGCUGACUUCCUGCUUCAUCAUCUAAGCGAUGCAGAACGGUCAUCAGUCGAAUCUGUCAGAAAACAAGACCACGAAUACAGAUGCUCAAGGACAGAAUCCCACCAGAAUUUACAAAGAAUUCGUUUACAUUCCGAGAGCAACUCAGAAGCAGAGGACCGAUCAGGAAAACUAGCUAUCAGCUUUAAAAGAAGUAUCGAAGAAAUUAUUUUAAAUAAAUCCGCCGAGCACGUUAGUUAUACUGAAAAAGAGAAAUCUGAAAGGGGCAGUGUUUCGUGGAUGGUUUACAAGCACUACUUGAAAAACAUCGGCGUACUGGCCGCAGCAGCUACUAUACUAAUGAACGUGGUUCUACAGCUCUUUCAUAUCGGUUCGAGCUAUUGGUUGGCAGAAUGGUCCGACAACGAGAACGAAGUUGUUAACAGUACUAUGAAUUUGAACCAGCGGAACAAGUACCUCGCAGUAUACGCUGGCCUCGGUAUGGGACAAGCGAUAUCGUCAUUUCUAGCCGACUUGAUACCAUACUUGGCGUGCUGGCGAGCUGCGAAGGUCAUCCACGAACUGUUACUGGACAAUGUGUUAAAGACGCCGUUGCAUUUUUUCGAAGUCACGCCUAUUGGCAGAAUACUGUCAAGAUUCUCUAAAGAUAUUGAAAUUAUUGACUCUAUGCUACCUUCUCAAUUAAUCAAUGGGGUGUAUUGCGUCUUCGAACUCAUUGGCAUUUUAUUCGUGAUAAGCUUGUCGACGCCAUCAUUCUUAGCAAUAGUUGUACCAGUAGGUCUAGUGUACUAUGUAAUACAACGGUUCUACGUGGCUACGUCUCGUCAGCUCAAGCGGCUAGAGUCCAUAGCUCGCUCGCCGAUAUUCUCACACUUCGGCGAAACGAUCAGUGGAGCAGCCACCAUUCGCGCUUUCAACGUAACCGAGAGGUUUAUUGAAGAAUCAAAUGAAAAGUUAGAUCGCAACCUCGCUUAUUGCUAUGCGAUUGUAGUAGGAAAGCGAUGGCUUGGUUUCCGAUUAGAAUUCAUUGGAAACUUCAUAUUAUUUUUCGCUGCAAUGUUUGCUGUUCUCAGCAGAGAUACUAUAAGCUCGGGUCUCGUGGGACUUUCCUUAACCUACGCUAUGCAGGUAACUGCAUCGUUGAAUUGGCUUGUUCGGCUAGCUUCUGAAAUUGAAAGUAAUAUUGUAGCUGUAGAACGGAUAAAAGAAUACUCUGAGAAAAAUAAGGAAGCUGCGUGGAACUUAGGGAAAGGGCCCGGCGUGACGUGGCCCGAGACGGGAGCGCUACAGCUGGAGCAGCUGACGCUGGAGUACCGCCCCGGCGAGCCGGCGCUGCGUGACGUCACGUGCACGGUCGCGCCGCGCGACAAGCUCGGCAUCGUGGGACGCACCGGCGCCGGCAAGUCUACUCUCACGCUCGGGCUCUUCAGGAUCGUGGAGGCAGCCGCCGGACGCAUCCUGAUCGACGGCGUCGACAUCGCGACCCUCGGGCUGCACCAGCUGCGGUCGCGCAUCACCAUCAUCCCGCAGGAGCCGAUCCUGUUCUCGGGCACGCUGCGCACCAACCUGGACCCGUUCGAGGCGUAUAGCGACGAGGAGAUCUGGCGCGCGCUGGAACACGCCCACCUCCGUGCCUUCGUGCAGGGGCUGCCGGCCGGGCUGCGGCACGAGGUGGCGGAGGGCGGCGAGAACCUGUCGGUGGGACAGCGCCAGCUCGUGUGCCUGGCGCGCGCGCUGCUACGCAAGACGCCGCUGCUGGUGCUGGACGAGGCCACCGCGGCCGUCGACCUCGAGACUGACGACCUCAUCCAGAAGACGAUCCGCUCGGAGUUCGCGUCGUGCACGGUGCUCACUAUCGCGCACCGCCUCAACACCAUCAUGGACUCCACCAAAGUGAUGGUGCUCGACCGCGGGCAGCUCGUAGAAUAUGCGGCCCCUCAACAACUACUUAACGAUAAAAACUCCAUUUUCUACUCCUUAGCAAAAGAUGCUGGAAUUGUCAGUUGAUUUUGGUGAAAAAUAUUGUACUGUGUAUUAUUUUGCAUGAUAAUUACGUCGGACGUGACUUUUUUAAAGUAGCAUAUUAAUGCCAGAGCACUGAAAAUUAAUAUAAGACACAUAUUUCUUUGCAGCGACAAAGAUAGUUAUAAUGAAUCCAAACCAUUAAAUUGUAAUUUUAUUUUAAUUUUUAAUGCGAAUUUUGAUUUAAUUACUUUACCUCUAUAGUCGGAUUUUUUAUUAGACGAAGUCAACUGACGUUUACUGUGUUGUCAGUUUUUGAUGAAAUAAAAAUAGUGUUGUGACAAAGUGAACGAUUGAAAAAACUCCUGAAUUAAUUAAAUUGCCUCGAUUGUCUAGUGAAUAGUCGGUGUGCCGAAUUUCCGAUAUCUGGUACGGGGUUCGAAUUUUAGGCGUGCUUUGUACAUACCAACGACUUUUCGACGAAAUAUUAUGUUCCUAAAGUAUCUACCUGUACGGAAUAUCGAGUGUUUUAAACAUUAAGAAAAACAUUGCGAGGAAGCUUGUAAGACUGUCCUAUUUCCAAUACAUCAUAUAGUUGAAACUAUAGAUGUAUAAAAUAUAACAAUUAUAGGUAGGUAAUGAAAAUAAAAAAACUGAUUGUAGUUACAUACUAGUAACAUAUAUUGGAGCACUUUAAUACAAUUUUGUUGUACAAUAUAAAUUAUAUUCUUUUAUAAUUUGAAAUUAAUGAUUAACUCUUCACACUCAUUGUUCAUUCAUGUGAUUGAACGAGAACUGAACGCAUCACUAUUACUUUAAAUAUAGCAACAUUAUUUCACAAAGUGACAUUAGCUACUGUCAGCUGGCUUCGUCUAAUUAAAAAUCCGACUAUAGUGUUCAUUAAUUUACGGGCUAUCCAUCACAGGAUCGCUUCAUUCUGGCAAUGUUUCUCAUAAAUCUUGAUUUUCGGUAUUACCGUAUCUACUAGAAACGGCACCUUGUAUUUAGCGCAUUUUAUGACACAGAUAUAUAUAUCAACAGGCUGUAUUCGGAGGGUCUUAUAUAAAAUGAGUAAUCGGGGCCUUGUAAGCUUGUUAUCACUGUCAAAUUCAGAAUUGUUCGAAUAAAAUAAAAUGCUCUUCUAUCCUUUUAUAAACUUAUUUAAAUGGAUGAUUUUUUGCAAGUCAACACAUUUGACAGGUUUUAAUUUGAAGAAGUACCUACUCGGGUACUUUAGCGUAUUCGAUAUUAACGUACCUACCUACGUAAGUACCUACCUCUUUUUUUGAUUUCGCAUAAAUCGCAUAGGUAGGUAUUUAGUUUAGUUUAAACAUAGAAAAACAGAAGAUGCCACAAAUAUAUAUUUAUAUUUUUGGUCUAAGGCCUCAAGUAUAGUUACAAUGGCUGCCCCAUCUUUCAGACCGAAACGCAUUACUGCUUCACGGCAGAAAUAGGCAAGGUGAUGGUACCUACCCGUGCGGACUCACAAGAGGUCCUACCACCAGUAAUUACGCAAAUUAUAAUUUUGCGGGUUUGAUUUUUAUUACACGAUGUUAUUCCUUCACCGUGGAAGUCAAUCGUGAACAUUUGUUGAGUACGUAUUUCAUUAGAAAAAUUUGUACCAGCCUGAGAUUCGAACACCGGUGCAUCGCUCAACACGAAUGCACCGGACGUCUUAUCCAUUAGGCCACGACGACUUCUAUUUCAUCCUUUAAAUAUCAUCUGAUCUCAUUUCAUUUAAUUUCAUCCCAAUUGAUUAAUGUCUCAAAUUAAUCAUCUUCAUUUCAUUUCACUCCAUAUUAUAAAUUUUCAUAAAAAUAAGAUUAAAAAUUAAGAUAAGACUUGACCUACAGGUCUUAGUUACCAGGUCAUAAAAUCCCUUAAAAAAAGUGUAAUAACGGCUUUUUGGCGGGAACGCGAGGAGUGAAGUUGUGUCAUUUGUUUUAUUUUGUCUAUUUAGAAUUUAGUGUUUCUUCAAGUUUAAAUGUGUAAUAAUGGUGGUUUAUUAACUGUUUAAUAUCUGUGAAAGUGCACAAAUGUGGGAUAAUGAAACAUAGCCGUUGGACGUAACUUCUCGGGAUCCUCCAAAAAGUCCACUGAAAAAUUUCAGUAAAUGACCACCAUCUUACUAAAAUUAUAUUUUAUCCCAUAUCAUUUCAUCUCACCUCAUUUCAUUUAAUUUCAUCCCAGUUUAUUAAUGUCUCAAAUUAAUCAUUUCAUUUCAUUUCACUCCAUAUUAGAAUUUUUCAUUAAAAAAGAAUAUAAAUAAAAAUAAGACAUGCCUUAAAGGUCUUAGUUACCAGGUCGAAAAAUACCUAAAAAAAAGAUUACAACAAUGAUUUGAAAUUUUGAAUAGGUAGCGUACUGAUCUUCAAUCAAUUUAUUAAAAUCUAACUAAUUGUGUAUUAUCAAAAUAUAUACUGAAAUGGAUAUUAUAUUCAAGAAAAUAAACUCUAUAGAACAUUUUGAUAUAAUAUGUAACGAAAUAAUAAACAACAUGUAUACUCGAAGCGAUGAAAAGAUUUCAGAAAUUGUUGAAAAUAAUGUGAUUCAAACUGCAAAACAGGAGCUCCGGACUAUCAUUUCAACGAAUAAAUAUGACAUUAACAUGAUUAUAGAACACUUGAACACUAAAGAUUGGAAUCAAGAAAAACUUAUCGCUUUUUUAGAUUUAUUGAAAAAAAAAUUGUCAGAUAUUGUACUAAUGAGUAUUUAUCAUCACAAUUGUUCGUAUGGGGAAGUUAUUACUAGCUUUGAUUGGCUCUUGAAGCUUGUUCUUGGGAGCAGCGAAUCUAAAACUAGUCAGUACCCUAUCCUGCAACUGAUAACAAGCUCUAUAAAUUUUAAUGGAGAAGCAAAUACAAUGAUUUAUGAUCUUGAUAAAGAAAUGGUGCUUAGAAUGAUAAAUUCCCUCGAAAGAGUAAUAACUUGAAUGAAAUACUAUACAUUCUGGUAAAAUGAAGAAUUAAAAUAUAAUUCAUGGCUUUAGAAACAAACUUUGCUCUAAAGCUGAAUUCAGACUGAGUAAUCCCAUAUUUUUUUAAAUAGUUCACAUUUUAUAUAAUAAGUUUACUCUUUGAUCAGUGCCUUAAAGGUGAUCUCACUUUUUGAUUAUUUCCAUUUUUAUUUUCGUAUAUAAUUACAGUCAAACCUGGGUAAAUGAGAACUGGAUAAGUGAGAAAACUCUAUAAGUGAGAGUAAUAGCCAGGAACCGUCAUUUUAAGCCUCUAUUAGCGAGAAACAAAAACCUUGAUAAGAGAGUCGUUUUUCCCUCAUGGACCUCCGUAAGCGAGACUGCUACUUAUCUAUUAUACCUCUAUAAGCGACAGUUGAGCUUUAGUUAUUUAUAUUAUUUAGGAGGGACAAAUGACAAAACAAAUUACAAAUUUAACAUCUGCUAUUUUAUGACUCAUUUUUAACUUUCGUGGAACUUCCUACAAUUGUUUUUGUAUUGUUUUCUCGUCAAUAUUGAACCUAUUCUAUUUCGUGAAACUAAAUAACUUGUUAUUUUAUCGCAUUCUUUUUGAAUGGACACGUGUGCCUGUGUACCGUCCUGUUUGUCGGACUUACUCAGUUUAUCGUUAAUCAAUUGCGAAGAAAAGUUCUGUUCUGCAUCAUGUCAAAACGGAAAAUUAAAAUACUGUCAUUAAGUGAUGAUAAACUUAUAAUAGUGAAUGUGUUUGAAUCUAGAAAAUCGCGAAAUGAAAUUCAGAGGGUGCAUUAGCGAGAAAUUCGGGUUAGUGAGAAACCUCUAUAAGCGAGAAUGAGAUUGUGCUCCCUUGAACUCUCGCUUAUCCAGGUUUGACUGUAUUUACAAUAAUGUUGUUGAAAAGACCUCAGUGCAAGACAGAUUUCCUGUAUCUGUGGAUUUGUGCUUGGGGAUCUGGAAAUAAAUUUGAAAAAUGCUAAGGCUCCUACGAUACUCCUGCAUCACUAAUGUUAAUAUAGAGAUAAUUCCCAAAAUUAACAUGACUAUUAAAUACUGCAGUACAUAGAAACAAAAUAUAUAUUUUUAAGCUAAGUAUAUACUUUAUAUAUAUUAUUAUAUUUAUAUGCCCUACACCCCAGCAGAGGGUAAUAAGAAAGAAUGAUGAAGUAUAUACUUUUCCAUCUUGAAAUUUCAUAAAUCAGCCUGCAAUCAGUCAGUGGCACUGCACAGUGCAAUUACAUGGUGGCAGCACCCAGCUUUACUGAACCUAGAGUACUGAAUUUUAAUACCAAGCAAAAUAUUGAUAAAUACUCAACAUUGAUUAAAAAUUAUUGAAAUAUAAAUAUAUUGCAAAAA